CUAUGACAAUGAUCGACUAUUAUGACAACGUGUAUGGAUGAAUGUGAUAUUUUCACUUGUCCGAUAUGUUUAGAGAAACUGAAAUCUCCUACAACUUUACCAUGUUCACACAAUUUUUGUGAAACAUGUAUCGGCGAGUUUAUAUUAUCAACAGAACGCCAGACAGGGCAUAAACUUUCGAGUUAUCCUUGUCCCGUCUGUAGAUCAGUUGUAACGACUACCAAAAGGGAGCACGAUGCAACGCAAUGUGCAUCCUUGGCACCCCAUUCUUUAACAAUUUCAGCAAAAAUGGACCAAUCAGAAAGUACGAAACAAGAGUGUCAUCUGUGCAAAAAACAAACUAUUCAAAAUGUGGCAUCAUACUGGUGUCGGGAAUGCAGUGAAGCGUUUUGUGACGAAUGCUUGCGACUUCACAACCUUAUGAAGAUUUCUGCAGAUCAUAAAGUUGUACAUAUCGAAAAAAUAAACAAUUGUACUCGUGGGGGCGAGCCUGAUUUCAGUCUAAUAUCCGAUAAAUGUUCAAUUCAUAAUUCUAAAAUAUUGGAAGCCUUCUGUUUUGAUCAUCAGGAACUUUGCUGUUUGCUUUGUUUAACUGCACAUCAUAGGAAAUGUGAAAAUAUCCAGGCUAUUGAAGAACUGACAAAUCUUAACACGGAUGGAAUAGAAUUUUUUAAAUAUGAAUUGAAUGAAGUAAAAGCUAAAGUUAAAGAACUAAUUGAAGAAAAGACAAGCAAUUAUGAAAAACUCGAUAAUUCCUUUCAAGCGAUCGAGUUGGCUGCUAAAGCAUCCGCAGCUUCAAUUAAAGACAGUGUGGAUAUUCUACUGGCUUCAUUUUUAAAGGAACUAGAUAUGUCACGUGAUGCACAAAACACUGUAUUCGAAGCGAAGUCAAAAACUACCGAAAAUCUACUGAGCCGUGUUGUUUCAUUGAUGAAGACCACAGAUUCUGUUCGAGAUAAUGGUACCUUGAAUCAAAUGUUUAUUCAUUUAAAAAAAUCGAAACCUCAAUUAAGAUCUAAACUCGUUGAAACAAGCAAAAUUUUAAAUGUAAAAACAGCCGUGGAAGCGAGAUUUGCCGUCAAUAAAAUAUUCCAUCAAGUAGAAAAAGCAGUAAGUUUCGGACAAACCGAAGUGAUUUGUAGUGUACCAAUUGACCUGAAUGAAUUCGUGAAUUUUAAUCCAUUGGAUACCGGCACAAUAACAAACAUAAAAUUGAGACAUAAAAAAACUCUGUCAUUCGAGUUUGAUGUUAAUACUGUAUGUAUGAUGAACUCGACUAUCUUGGUUGGCGGUGAAUAUGGGGUAUUAAAUGCAGUUGAUUGUGUGACUAGCACAUGUGUUGCGAAAACUACUUUCAACGAAGGUAUAAAAAGACUGACUUGUGACAUCGAAAACCUUACAAUUUAUGUUUCGUGUUAUGAUGCGUACAUAUAUUCUUGCAAGAUAAAACAAAACAGAUUUGUAUUACGUCAAGAAAUUAAAAAUAGCAACAGGGAGGCACUCACUGGUGGGCUUUGCAUCUUUAACGGAUUCAUGUAUAUUAUCGUUAGGAAAAGCCUACAAAUGAUAAAUAUUGACAACAAAGAAAUAGGCUUACAAAAGUGUUUUUACACAGAUACAAACUGUAAUAACAAAUUUACUGGUCUUGCGACUGAUAUAAAAAACAAACGUUUUCUUUAUACAUCCGAUACCGACCAGGUAGUAGCAACAACGAUAGAUGGCACAAAAAUAUUUUCCUACAAGGACGAAAAUAUGAAGAAGAUAGUUGGCGUUGCCGUUAAUAACCAAGGUUGUAUAAUAGCAUGUGAUCUGUCUGGUGCAUUGCAUGCUAUCUCAGAAGAUGGAUAUCAAAGGAAAACUGUGUUAGAUAGGUUUGACAAAAUCAAAGCGCCACAUGAUGUUUGUUUUGAUAAGUCUGGCAAAGUUUUGUUAGUUUGUGGUGAUAGGUUUGUAGAAAUAUAUGAUGUUUUGUUCUAA
This is a messenger RNA of Mytilus trossulus (common blue mussel), 1977 nucleotides long. RefSeq lists its product as uncharacterized. NCBI's taxonomy places the organism in Eukaryota, Metazoa, Mollusca, Bivalvia, Mytilida, Mytilidae. The coding region runs from base 22 to 1977 and encodes 651 amino acids. The record is from RefSeq and is a predicted model, not a curated record. Gene Ontology annotation, molecular function: zinc ion binding. The transcript has a single exon.